This is a messenger RNA of Knipowitschia caucasica, 942 nucleotides long. The record is from the annotation of a GenBank genome assembly. NCBI's taxonomy places the organism in Eukaryota, Metazoa, Chordata, Actinopteri, Gobiiformes, Gobiidae.
AUGGCGUCGCUCUGGACUCUGCAGACCGUGCUGCUCUUCCUGGUCCUCUCCGCCGCCGCCGCUGAGGUGCUGCCGGAGCGCUCGGGUCUCGCCCUGAUCCGACACAAGCGAGACUGGAUCUGGAACUCUCUGUACGUGGAGGAGGAGAAGCCCGCGCCCACGCCCUACAAGAUCGGACAGCUGAAGUCCACUCUGCGCGUGGAGGUCAAACGCUUCAGCAUCGACGGAGAAGGCGCCAACAGCAUCUUCACGGUGGACAACAAGGGCGACCUGUUCGUCACACGCUCUCUGGACCGCGAGGAGAAGAGCGUCUACCACCUCAGCGCCAAGAUGUACGACGGAAACAACCAGGUGGUGGAGGACUCCGGCGGCUUCGAGGUCAUCGUCAACGACAUCAACGACAACCUGCCCGUCUUCCCCAAAGGCUUCAACGGCAGCGUUCUGGAGAGGGCCGCGGUCGGCACUAAGGUGGUGGUGGUGAAGGCCACAGAUGCAGACGACACAAACACAGCCAAUGGAGAACUGAGAUACUCUCUGCUGCGCGGAGGAGACGGAAAGUUCCAGAUCGACGACAUCUCAGGCAUGGUGACCUGCAGCCGUGCCGACCUGGACCGGGAGAGCGUGGCCCAGUACCUGUUGGUGGUGCGGGCGCAGGACAUGAGGGGGAAGCCUUCAGGCAGCACCGCCACCGCCACCGUCACCGUCACCGUCACAGACAUCAACGACAACAUCGCCUCCUUCAGCUCCAACACGAUGGAGGUGAGCGUACCUGAGGACCACAAGCUGAGCGAGGUGAUGACCACGCUGAGACUGGAGGACCGAGACCAGCGGCAGAACAAGGUCCCGCGGAUCUUCAUCACCGGCGAGUACUCACGGAUGUUCCACGUCCAGGUCGACUCGGAGAAGAACGGGAACCUCAUGCUCCGACAGGUCAUCUGGUGA